Molecule: messenger RNA, 5395 nt
Organism: Helicoverpa zea (corn earworm)
Lineage: Eukaryota; Metazoa; Arthropoda; Insecta; Lepidoptera; Noctuidae
Gene: capu
Product: formin-2
Exons: 10
Coding region: 65-4519 (1484 amino acids)
Biological process (GO): intracellular signal transduction; cortical actin cytoskeleton organization; actin filament network formation
Cellular component (GO): cytoskeleton; cytoplasm
Molecular function (GO): actin filament binding
Source: RefSeq, a predicted model, not a curated record
CUCUAUAAUACUAACUAAAGAUAUUUAAAUUUCAUUAAAUGAAAGUUAUUGACUCUAUUAAACCAUGGGGAACAUACAAACCAACGAAAAACAAUCCAAAACCGGAAAAUCCCCUGCUAAGGGUAAACAUUUUAUGCGGAACUUGAACAGAAAAUCACCAGGAAGAGACAGCAAAAAACAUGGAAGGAAAAAAAGUGAUGCCAAACGUGACGCCAUCGACAGGGAGUUUGAUAAAACGCCAGAUUCUGAUAUCAACGAGCCGAUCGAAAUAUCUGAUAACGAUACGGUCGAGUGCGUGUUCAAAACAUUACGGCAAGGGGAGGGCGCAGAGUCGGCGAGCGUGCAGUCGGAGGUAACGGUGACCAGGUGCGAGCCGCGGCCGCGGUCACCGACCCGCGACCAGUUGCCCGCCGCCGCGCCGCCGCCGGCGCUCUCGCCCGCCAACGACUCCACCUCCGAGUCAGUGUUUACGGACCCGCUCACGCCGCUCGCCGUCGAGCUCAACCAGUGCUACUACUCCGCCGAGAGCGACAGCGCGCCCGACGACCUGCCGCGCACCCUCACGCCGAGCCUGGCAGCCGCGCGGCCCGCGAGUGUCGCCAUGACCAUAGACAUGCCGCACGACGAUGCCGCCUGUUCGCUCUCCACUGAUGACAUGGAAAAAGAAGAAAAAAAUGACGUUUUCGACGACAGCGGUGACAAAAGCGAGAAUGAAAAGGUUAUGGGAUCUGCAUUUUCGGGGUUGUGUGGCGACCACAGGGCCGAACGGAAUCUAGAAAGAAUCUCCCACGAGUGCGACCACGAUUUCCUCGACAACCGAGUGAAGGCUUGCCCCGGGCAGACCUCGUUCACGGUGUCGAAGCACAGGAAGGUGGAGCUUCCACCAGUGGCCUGCGAACCACUCGCUUUGCUAGAUACCGUGGUGUCAGACAAGGAUCGGCGGCAUUCGAGUGUUAGUGACGUGCCAAUGUCCGAUUCGAAUGUCCUGAGGAAGGUGGCAUCUCUCACUCUCGACAAGCUCACCGAGUCCCGGGUGGUGCGCCCGAAGUUCGUCCCCGACAAAGUCGACUUCAAGCAGUAUGAAAAGUUUGAAGGUCAGAUGCUCCUGAACUGGUUCGUAUCAUCAAUAACGGAGAACAACCACUUAAAAUCCUUGUUAAGUAUUCAAGAUCAAAGAAACCUUGGGAUUCAGUACUGUACCGAUCUUUUGGCCGCUGGUGUCCUUAGGCAGAUAUCAGACAAGGAUGCGCCCACUGAGAAUAUAUUCAAGCCAAAUUUGAUGUACUACUGGGCUCAUAUGGAGGCACCGGCACUACAACCAGUGACCCCGGGCAGACUGCACACGUCCGUGUGGCCGCCUGACAAAGACUCCUUUAACUUCACACAAGACAACAACCAACGGGAUCUUGAAAACAACAAGUUUUUCAGCCAAAACAAUAAUGAAGAAAUUAGUGACAUUGAUGAGGCAAAAGUAGUAAUAUCUCAGUUAAAGAAGAAACUCCAAGAAUUAGAAUUUCAAUUAGAAAAAUAUAGAAUAACCACACAAAUUGAAUCACUCAAUAAGAACUUAGACAAACGUCUAGAUUCCAUCAAUGAAUAUAACUUAUUGAAAUUCAAGACAGAAUUAAUUAGCAAAGAAGUACAGACUUCAAAUUUUGCCAAUGAACUUACUAAGCUAUCAAAUAAACCUGUGAUAAACAUACCUGAAUAUGACACUCUAAGAACAAAUGUAAAUAUUGAUAAAACUAUAGAUUUAAGUAGUUUAGAACAUAAAAGUGAGAUGGCUAUUUCUAGUAAACCUGAUGUCAGAUCUGAAAAAAUAGUAAAUUAUUGUAAGUUGAAUAAAAGUAGAGAUUGUAAUAAAAGUUAUCGUAAAGAUGAUCUGUCAGAGCUUAGCAAUACUGAAGAAGUAAAGAAAAACACAGACCAAACCAGUGCUUGCUCAUCAGAUGCCUCAUUUCUCAGUACAUAUACAUCCACUGAAUUAAUUACAUAUAGUGCAAAAAGCUCCACAGACUUAGAAAAAUAUGAAGAACCCACUGUUGUAUUAGGGACAACUGCAAACACCUUUAAUAUUCCACCCACCCAAGUUUUGUAUACAACGGUUGAUAUAAAGCAAAAAGUAUCAAAUAGUCAGUCAUCACUGGAUCAGUCAAGUAAUAUCUCAUUGGAUCAGGAAAAUAUUAGCAGUUCAGCUGAAUCAGAUGAUAAAACUCAUUUACCAACAGCUGACCAGUCCCCAGAGCUAGCCAUGUCGGUUGAGUCUGUGCCAAAUACAGAACUUUCUGUGGUAACUCAACUCACGCCAAUAGGAGCCAAACUAACUAGUCAAAUUGAGCCAUUUCACCCUCCACCUUUACCUGGCAUGCCUCCUCCCCCUCCUCCAAUGCCAGGGACACCUCCUGUGUCGCCAGGGUUGGACUCACCCCACUCUCAAACUUUCGAAAAAUAUCCAUCAUUGACUAUAAGACCAGAUGAUACUACUUCACCAAGUACAGUUCCAGAGGCAGCCAGGCAAUCACUUACACCUGAAAUAAGCACUGCUCCACCUCCUCCGUCAAUGCCGGAUGUAAGCCCGGAACCACAAACGCCGUCUAUGGGUCCUCCGCCGCCCCCCAUUCCCGAAAUGGUUCAGCCAACCCUUCCUUCAUCCGACAUGGCUCCACCACCUCCACCUAUGCCGGGAACGGGGUCUUCCCCACUGCACGUGCGUGGCAUUGCGCCUCCACCUUCCAUGCCUGACUGGGGGCUUCCACCUCCCAUGCCUGGCACCGGUCCACCACCGCCACCAAUGCCCGGCACGGGCCCUCCUCCGCCACCAAUGCCUGACAUGGGCCCUCCCCCACCACCGAUGCCUGGCACGGGUCCACCGCCGCCACCGAUGCCUGGCAUAGGCCCUCCUCCACCACCUAUGCCUGGCAUGGGUCCACCACCCCCACCAAUGCCUGGAAUGGGCGGCCCACCACCACCACCAAUGCCUGGCAUGGGCCCACCUCCACCGCCUUUACCUGGUCCUUUUCCACCGCCUUUACCAGGCAUGGGCGACACGAUAUCUCCCGGUAUACCGGGCAUCCCGCCUCCCCCUCCUCCGGCUAUGUCUAGUGGGCCUGUGCCUUUCCCAGCACCUCCAGUGGGAGGAUGGAAUGUUCAAAGAGCAACUUUAAGAAAAACCCCAGUAAAGCCGGCUGCACCCAUGAAACCACUGUAUUGGACACGCAUUCUAGCGGUGCCACCAGCUCCUGUCGCCCAACCAGAGCAUUCAGGCAACUUUAAACCCUUAUGGUUGGAAAUAGAAGAAACCAAGCUAGAUAAUAUUGACGAAUUUACUGAUCUGUUCUCGAGACAAGUCGUAAAAGCGCCUGUCAAGAAAAAAGUCGAAGUCAAGACUAAGAUUCAGCCGAUAAAGAUAUUGGACAGCAAAAGAUCGCAGAAUGUUGGCAUUCUUGCACAAAGUUUACACGUUGAAUUCUCAGAGAUUGAGAAUGCUAUUUACAAUUUCGAUACGUCGGUAGUUAGUUUAGAAGCGUUGCAUCAGAUUUGCGAAUUGAGAGCCACAGAAGAAGAGUUGGCACUAAUAAAAGAUCACCUGAAAAACAAACCUGAGAUACCACUAGACAGACCUGAAGCUUUCCUACAAGAUUUAUCUGGUAUACCCAACUUUGCAGAAAGAAUAUCCUGCUUUAUGUUCCAAGCAGAAUUCGAAGAUGCAGCUAGCACAACUAUGCACAAACUAGAUAAUUUGAAACAUACCUGUGAGUUUCUGAUGACUAGUGAGCCUUUAAAGAAAUUAUUUGCAAUCAUCCUAACUCUUGGCAACUACAUGAACGGUGGAAAUGGUCAGAGAGGGCAAGCUGAUGGAUUUGGUCUUGAGAUUCUAUCUAAACUCAAAGAUGUGAAGUCGAAGCAAUCGAACGUGACGCUCCUCCACUUCAUAGUGCGCACGUACAUGCGCGCGUGCGGCGGCGCGCUGAGCGAGGGCUGCGCGCUGCCCGUGCCCGAGCCCGGUGACGUCACGCGCGCCGCCACGCUCGACUUCGCUGAUGUCGCCGACAACCUUAAUGCGCUUAGGAAGCAGUUGGAUGGAUGCAAAGAUAAAAUGAAGAAAGUGAUAGACACCGACGUUCGUAACCUUAACGAGGACUCUCCUAAUGACGAGGCGAAGAAACGUCUGGAGGUGUUCCAAGACAAGAUGACCACAUUCCUGAACGCUGCCGAAGAGAAACUAAAGACUGAAAACGAAAACUUAGACGAAUGCCGCGCGAAAUUCAUUGCGACUGUUAAGUUUUAUCAGUACACUCCUAAACGUGGAAAACUGGAAGACUGCGAACCGAAAGAAUUUUUCUCACUGUGGACCUCAUUUUGUAGCGAUUUCAAAGAUAUUUAUAAGAAAGAAGAACAAAUUGCAAUUAAAGAAAAGUUAAAAGAAGCCAAAAAACUUCAAGAAGAAAGGAAACCUAUGACCCAGCCUAAGAAGGAAGGUGGCUUGAAGGCGCGCUUACAGAAGCUGUCCAGAAAAUAAUACUUGAUAACAAUGGCUAAAAUUGUAUUAAUUUGUUUAAAAGCACAAAGGAUGUGUCUACUUUACUUGCUUUUGCAUUCCAAUUAGAACAUUCCGAUUCAAAAUAACUAACCAAACAGUAAACAGGCAUAUAGCCUUCUUGAUGUAAAAUUGUAAUUCCGUAAGUUUAUAUGAAUUCCGUCGAAUAUUAAAUAUAAAUUGUCGGAAAGUUAUAAGUGCGCAUUUUGACGAUCCUGGUACUCGGACUUCGACAGUUUAUAAUUCUCGAUUUUGUUACAGACUUAAUAUAUUUUUUUUUGAAGAAGGGCCUAAUUAUUAUCAAAUCAAGAAUAUUUCUGAAAGAACUAUAAUUAUGUUUUCUUUUAAAGAUUCUAACACAUUCAGUAAGGCCUAUAUUGCUAAUUUAUUUACACUAAUGAAGUUGUAUCUGCUUCAAGCUUACUAAGCAACACUAAGAAUAGUUUUAAAAAGUUUGCAGGUAUGAGAAAUAAAAAAACAUGUUAAAAUGAUCAUGUACAAAAAGAAUAACUACUCAAGUUUUUCCGUCUGGUUCUUGUGAGAAAUACAGGCAUAAUUUUGUAUAAAUUGAACAUGAGUUACUAAAGGAACUACAUUCAUAUUGGUUAACAGGUUCCCCAUUUGUGAUUAUAAUGGUACUUUAAAUUUGUAUCAUACAGAAUAUCAUUAGGUAUUCCUGCACAUACGUAAUUGUACCUGAUAUACUGUUUUUAAUGCAUUAUGUUAAUUUAAAUGCCCAAUUAUGAGCAUAGUUAUUCAUCUAAAAAUGGUGCUGUAACAAUUGUUGUAUUUGUAAAUAUUAUUAUUUAAACAUUAUAAAACUCAAAUAUUAUUAAUAAAAGCUUUUAUUAUAUAUAA